AUGCAACGUUGUGCUGACGCGGUGACUCACCAUGUCGACAUAAAAACCAAACGCGUCUUCAUCGCAAGAUCAACAAACUACAUUUCUCCUCAGGAGGUCGAAAUAGAAGCUGAGAUUGCCGUCAUGCUAUCUCCAACCGACAAACAUUACGUGGAAACCGUCUCCACACGGCCCAACAAGCUCAUUGAGAUCGUGGACUACAAUCCACUAUGGCCCGCUCAUUUCUCUGGCAUCGCUGACCGCAUCCGAGCCGCUCUGCCAUCAGUCUUGGCCAUUCAUCAUGUCGGAUCGACCAGCGUCUUCGGCUUACCGGCCAAAGCAGUCAUUGACAUCGACCUCGUCGUGCGUGAUCCCACUGCUGAGGCCGAGUUCGUUCCCGCACUGCAGGCGGCGGGAUUCCAGUUCCUUUUCCGGGAACCCAACUGGCACCAGCAUCGGUUCUUCGGGCUGGAGGAGCCGUACGCCAACGUGCAUGUCUGGGGCCCCGAUGCCGUCAAGUUGAUUCGCCAUCAGCGAUUCCGAGAGUGGUUGUGCGCCCAUCCGGACGACCAGGAGAGAUAUGUGCAGGCCAAACGAGCGGCGGCGCAGGCGAGUCGGGCAGCAGGAGAGUCGGUGAUGCAGUAUAAUCUCCGCAAGGAGCCCGUGAUUGAGGAUAUUCUGGAGAAGGCGGGUGUGUUACACUUGGGUGCUGUGCCGGAACAGGAGGGAUAG
Aspergillus clavatus NRRL 1 is the source of this 711-nucleotide messenger RNA. RefSeq names its product GrpB family protein. The transcript has a single exon. Lineage: Eukaryota; Fungi; Ascomycota; Eurotiomycetes; Eurotiales; Aspergillaceae. The record is from RefSeq and is a predicted model, not a curated record. Bases 1 to 711 code for a protein of 236 amino acids.